Molecule: messenger RNA, 588 nt
Organism: Diaporthe amygdali
Lineage: Eukaryota; Fungi; Ascomycota; Sordariomycetes; Diaporthales; Diaporthaceae
Exons: 1
Coding region: 1-588 (195 amino acids)
Source: RefSeq, a predicted model, not a curated record
AUGUUCGAAGCCAGCAGCAACAUCGCGAUCCUCUUCCUUCUAAGCAUCCUCGCACAGAUACUACUCAGGGUGUGUCGAGAACGUGAGAGUCAAGCCAUGGUCGCCAGGGUCGGCAGCCCGGUGAUGUUGUCGGCAGUCAGCUCUGGCGACGAGCCACAGAAGCUCAAUCUCUCAGGUGACGGGACGCCAGGUGCCGAGAGUACAGAAUCAGACCAUGACGAGAACAAGAACGUCUACGACAGGAUCGACUCCUUGAUCUCCCAGGCCCGCUCGAGAACAACCAAUAUGAGCGAGAUCAUCAGCGAAGCCAACCCCGAGAUCGCCGACGCCGCAGCAAUCUACCUACAGGCGGCGGAAGACCUGCUGAAGUUGCGCUUCAAUCCGGGCGAGGAAAGAACCCGCGCAGAGCUGCACGCCCUCGCCGGCCAGCUCAUCCGCGACACAAACGACAAGACCGGCUCGUUGCAGCUUCUGGACCUGUCAGCUUCGCUAGCUGGUGGGGUAAUAGGACUCAUCGUACUGAUCUGGUUUGCCUCGCUGAUGGUAGCCUCGAUCGUGUUCAUGAUGGCAAAGAAGGCCCAGGGCUAA